GCUAGCGGAGCGGUCGAGGAACUGCGGCGGGACCAGGGCGCAGCGGAGGGGCGACCUUUGCGCAGGGCGGGGCCGGGACCGGCCGGGUCCCUGGCACCCCCCUCCCUCCGCCCGCCCAGACGCGCCACUGCAGAAGAGACGGGCGCCCAGGAGGCCGCGCCGAGGCCGCGCCGGGGUACAGGCGCCGCUGCUAUGGACAUCCCGCCGCUUGCCGGCAAGAUCGCCGCUCUCUCGCUCGGCGCCCUCCCCUUGUCCUAUGCGCUCAACUACGUCUCGGCGCUCUCGCACCCCCUGGGGGUGGCAUUGAUGAGUGCCCUGAUCCUGGGUCUGCUUUUCAUGGCUAUCUACAACUUGUCUCCUGGUGAUAUCUACUAUGACCCACUCUAUGCUGUGUUCACUAUCUUCGCCUUCACCUCGGUGGUGGACCUCCUUAUUGCUCUCCAGGAAGAUGGCUACAUGGUGGGCUUCAUGGAGUUCAUUACCAAGGAGGGAGAGCCAUACUUGCGCACUGCCCAUGGAGUCUUCAUCUGCUACUGGGAUGGCACCGUUCACUACCUCCUCUACCUGGCCAUGGCUGGUGCCAUCCACAGAAGGAAGAGAUACCGGAACCUUGGACUGUACUGGCUGGGAUCUUUCAUCAUGAGCAUCCUGGUAUUUCUUCCAGGAAACAUCCUUGGGAAAUACAGCUCAGAGAUCAGACCUGCCUUCUUCCUGGCAAUCCCCUAUAUGCUUGUCCCAUGCUGGGCUGGCAUGAGGGUCUUCAGCCAGUCCCGGGCACCAACCAGCUGUAUCCCUCACAUGGUACAGGAGGAGCAAAGAAAGGGCCUCCUGCGACGCCCGGUUGACCUGGUCCUUGUCAUAUACCUCACCCUUGCUGGGUUCUUCACCCUCUUCCGGGGCCUGGUGGUGCUUGACUGCCCCACAGAUGCCUGCUUUAUCUACAUCUAUCAGUAUGAGCCAUACCUACGGGACCCCGUGGCCUAUCCGAAGGUGCAGAUGCUGGUGUAUAUGUUCUAUGUGCUGCCCUUCUAUGGCCUGGCUGUCUAUGCCCUCAUUGUCCCUGGCUGUUCUUGGCUGCCUGACUGGGCCUUGGUGUUUGCUGGAGCUGUUGGCCAGGCACAGUUCUCGCACAUGGGUGCCUCCAUGCACCUGCGCACGCCCUUCACCUACCGUGUGCCUGAUGACGCCUGGGCCUGCUUCUUCGGGUGCAACCUGCUGUAUGCGCUGGGCCCCCACCUGCUGGCCUUCCGCUGCCUUCAGUGGCCCGCCUUCUUCCUGCGCCCUCCCCCUGGCCCCCCGGCCCACCACAAGAAGCAGCACUGAGAGGGCUGGGGACUCCCCAGGACUCUGUUUACAUGCCUA
Prionailurus viverrinus (fishing cat) is the source of this 1362-nucleotide messenger RNA. RefSeq names its product transmembrane 6 superfamily member 2 (gene TM6SF2). Lineage: Eukaryota; Metazoa; Chordata; Mammalia; Carnivora; Felidae. The coding region runs from base 193 to 1323 and encodes 376 amino acids. The transcript has 10 exons. Gene Ontology annotation, biological process: lipid homeostasis; regulation of lipid metabolic process. Gene Ontology annotation, cellular component: endoplasmic reticulum membrane; endoplasmic reticulum-Golgi intermediate compartment membrane. The record is from RefSeq and is a predicted model, not a curated record.